Saccharomyces cerevisiae S288C is the source of this 1431-nucleotide messenger RNA. RefSeq names its product putative glucosidase SIM1 (gene SIM1). The record is from RefSeq and is marked reviewed. Lineage: Eukaryota; Fungi; Ascomycota; Saccharomycetes; Saccharomycetales; Saccharomycetaceae. The transcript has a single exon. The coding region runs from base 1 to 1431 and encodes 476 amino acids.
AUGAAAUUCUCAACUGCCGUUACUACGUUGAUUAGUUCUGGUGCCAUCGUGUCUGCUUUACCACACGUGGAUGUUCACCAAGAAGAUGCCCACCAACAUAAGAGGGCCGUUGCGUACAAAUACGUUUACGAAACUGUUGUUGUCGAUUCUGAUGGCCACACUGUAACUCCUGCUGCUUCAGAAGUCGCUACUGCUGCUACCUCUGCUAUCAUUACAACAUCUGUGUUGGCUCCAACCUCCUCCGCAGCCGCUGCGGAUAGCUCCGCUUCCAUUGCUGUUUCAUCUGCUGCCUUAGCCAAGAAUGAGAAAAUCUCUGAUGCCGCUGCAUCUGCCACUGCCUCAACAUCUCAAGGGGCAUCCUCCUCCUCCUCCUCCUCCUCGGCAACUUCUACCCUAGAAAGCAGCUCUGUUUCUUCAUCUAGUGAAGAAGCUGCUCCAACAUCUACUGUCGUGUCAACUUCUUCCGCAACCCAAUCUAGUGCUUCUUCUGCCACUAAAUCUAGUACUUCUUCCACUUCACCAUCUACUUCUACUUCUACUUCCACUUCUUCUACUUCCUCUUCCUCUUCCUCCUCCUCCUCCUCUUCUUCUUCUUCUUCUGGCAGUGGUAGUAUCUACGGUGAUUUGGCCGACUUUUCAGGCCCAAGUGAGAAAUUCCAAGACGGCACUAUUCCAUGUGACAAAUUCCCAUCUGGUCAAGGUGUCAUUUCUAUUGACUGGAUUGGCGAGGGUGGAUGGUCCGGUGUGGAAAACACCGACACUUCCACUGGCGGUUCAUGCAAGGAGGGGUCCUACUGUUCCUACUCCUGCCAACCAGGUAUGUCUAAGACCCAAUGGCCAUCCGAUCAACCAUCUGACGGUAGAUCUGUCGGGGGUUUGUUGUGUAAAAAUGGUUAUUUGUACCGUUCUAACACUGACGCGGAUUACUUAUGUGAAUGGGGUGUCGAGGCUGCCUAUGUUGUUUCUAAACUAAGCAAGGGUGUCGCCAUUUGCAGAACCGACUACCCGGGCACUGAAAACAUGGUUAUCCCAACCUAUGUUGAAGGGGGUAGCUCUUUGCCAUUGACCGUUGUUGACCAAGAUACUUACUUUACUUGGGAAGGCAAAAAGACAUCUGCUCAAUACUACGUUAAUAACGCCGGCGUCUCAGUUGAAGAUGGGUGUAUCUGGGGUACUUCUGGAUCUGGUAUUGGUAACUGGGCACCAUUAAACUUUGGUGCUGGCUCCACUGGUGGAGUGACAUACUUAUCAUUGAUUCCUAACCCAAACAACAGCGACGCAUUGAACUACAACGUCAAGAUAGUUGCUGCUGAUGAUUCAUCCAAUGUCAUCGGUGAAUGUGUUUACGAAAAUGGUGAGUUCUCUGGCGGUGCUGACGGGUGUACCGUCUCUGUUACUUCCGGUAAAGCUCAUUUCGUCUUAUACAAUUAA